Molecule: messenger RNA, 2322 nt
Organism: Lactuca virosa
Lineage: Eukaryota; Viridiplantae; Streptophyta; Magnoliopsida; Asterales; Asteraceae
Source: the annotation of a GenBank genome assembly
AUGUUCACAACCAACCAUGUUCGUUUUCAGCUGUCCGCUGAAAUGAACCUCCUUAAACCCUACCAGAAAACUCUUCAGUUCUCCACCCUCACCUCCUUUGCGCCACCACCGACGGCGCCUGAUGUUCAUCUUGUCGGAAAAGCCAUCACCAUCCUCAAACGCCACCAUUUAAUCAACCUAGAUCCCCUGUCGACCCAAUUUACCCCUCAAUCAGCUUCUUAUUUACUCCUCCAAGCUCAAUCUGACAAAACCCUAAUCCUAUCAUUCAUCAAUUGGGCUCGCCGGCGUCCCUUCUUUGAUCUUCAAUGUAGCUGCCUCUCUCUUCACAUACUCACCAGAUUCAAGCUCUAUAAAACAGCUCAAAUCAUCGCCGAAGACGUAGCCAUUAACACCCGUGCUGAUGAAAACGGAGAUUUAGUUUUCACACGCCUUAAAGAUACAUACUCCGACUGUAAUUCAAGCUCUGCCGUCAUCGAUUUGUUGGUAAAAUCUUAUUCUAAUUUGAAGUUGGUCAAAAGAGGUUUAAACACAAUCCAUUUAGCCAUAUCUCAUGGUUAUAUGCCAGGUGUAUUGUCGUAUAACGCUGUUCUUGAUGCGAUUAUUAGGUCUAGCGAGCCCAUUAAAGUAGCCGAGGAAAUGUAUUUACAUAUGAUAAGAACUGGAGUUUCACCAAAUGUGUUCACUUAUAAUAUACUGAUUCGUGGCUUUUGUGGGGUUAGGGAUUUGGAAAAGGGUCUAGGGUUCUUUGCUGAAAUGCAGAAAAAUGGCUGCUUGCCUAAUGUUGUCACUUACAACACACUAAUCGAUGCUUAUUGUAAAUCAAGGAGACUUGAUGAUGCAUUCAAGCUGUUCAAGACAAUGCCUAAUAAAGAUUUAGAGCCGAAUUUGAUUUCUUAUAAUGUCAUACUUAACGGAUUAGCUCGAGAAGGGAGGAUGAAUGAAACAGAUGAAGUUCUUGAAGAGAUGAAACACAAAAGAAUCAUCCCUGAUGAAGUCACUUAUAAUACUCUUGUGAAUGGGUAUUGUAAAGAAGGUAACUUCCACCAAGCACUUGUUUUGCAUGAUGAAAUGACACGAAAUGGAUUAUCUCCUAAUGUAAUUACUUACACUUCGUUGAUUAAUAGCAUGUGUAAAGCUAGAAAUCUACACAGGGCUAUGGAAUUAUUAGAACAGAUGCGAGUAAGAAAACUCUUUCCAAAUGCUAGAACAUAUACAACAUUGAUUGAUGGCUUCUCCCAACAAGGGUUCAUGGAUGAAGCUUAUAAGCUAUUAGAUGAAAUGAAAAAGAAGGGUUUUUCUCCAUCGAUUGUGACUUACAACACUUUGAUCAAUGGUCACACUGUAAAUGGGAAGAUGGAAGAUGCUUUAGGAGUUGUUGAUGAUAUGAGUAAAACCGGAUUAACCCCAGAUGUUGUAAGUUAUAGCACAAUUAUAACUGGUUUUUGUAGAAAUCAAGAGCUAGAUAGAGCUUAUGAAACAAUAAGCCAAAUGGUCGCGAAAGGUGUUUUACCCGACACUAUCACAUAUUCGUCGCUAAUUAAAGGUCUUUGUGAUCAAAGAAAACUAACAGAAGCUUGUGAUGUUUUUCAACAAAUGUUAAGAAACGGUUUGCCACCUGAUGAAUGUACAUACACAGCUUUGAUAAAUGCUUAUUGUGUAGAAGGAGAUACUGUAAACGCCCUCCAUUUGCAUGAUGAAAUGCUUAAAAAAGGUUUGCUCCCUGAUGUUGUCACUUACAGUGUGUUGAUUAAUGGUCUUUCCAAGAAAGCAAGAACCCUUGAAGCAAAACAGAUUCUUUUCAAGUUGUAUUAUGACAAUGGUGUUCCAGAUGAUGUAACUUACGAGACAUUGAUAGAGAACUGUGGUAACAUGGAGGCGAAGAGUGUGGUGGCUCUAAUAAAAGGGUUCUGUAUGAAGGGGUUAAUGAAUGAAGCAGAUAAGGUGUUUGAUAAAAUGCUUCAGAGAAAGGAAGAGCCUGGUGAGGCUGUUUAUAAUGUUAUGAUACAUGGGCAUUGUAAAGGUGGGAACUUGAGGAAAUCUUUUGAUCUUUAUAAGAAAAUGGUGAGUCAUGGAUUUGUUCCUCAUACUGCUACGAUUAUUGCUUUGAUUAAAGAACUUAUAAGAGGCGAAAUGAUGGUGGAAUCGAGUGAAGUUAUAGAAAAUGUGUUGAGAAGUUGUAGGAUUAGUGAUGGUGAAGUUGCAAAAGCUCUUGUUGAGAUAAACCAUAAACAAGGAAAUAUGGAUGCUGUGUUUAAGAUUCUUUCUGAAAUGGCUAAAGAUGGACUUCUUCCAAAUAGUGGCAAAACUGCCUAUGCUCAAUGA